AUGUCUAAACCUAUUGCUCUGUUUUCCGUCCACGACAAGACUAAUCUCAUCGAUCUUGCACAGGGACUUCAUGGUGCUGGAGUCCGUCUGGUCGGUUCGGGGUCGACCGCAAGGACGAUCAGGGAGGCUGGAAUACCCAUCGAGGAUGUUGCUGACAUUACCAAAGUACCCGAGAUGCUCGGAGGUAGGGUGAAGACGCUUCAUCCUGCUGUUCAUGGCGGCAUCCUCGCACGCUCUAUCCCUUCCGAUGAGCAAGAACUCAAGGCCCAAAACAUCUCCCCCAUCUCUAUCGUCGUCUGCAACCUCUACCCUUUCACAUCCACCAUCGCUAAACCGAACUGCACAAUCGCAGAUGCCGUCGAAGAGAUCGACAUCGGUGGUGUCACCCUGCUUCGCGCAGCUGCCAAGAACCAUGAGCGUGUCUCCGUCCUCUCAGAUCCUACUGACUACCACGCAUUCUUGCAAGUGUUCCAGCGGGGACAGGGUGACGUUGGCCAGGUGCUCCGCAACAGGCUUGCACUGAAGGCGUUUGAGAUGACUGCAAAGUAUGAUGAUGCGAUUAGCGAUUAUUUCCGCGAGCAGUAUGCAUCGAAGCCCGAGAGCGGACCAGUCCAGCGCAUGACGCUUAGGUACGGUGCUAACCCUCACCAGAAACCAGCACAAACUUUCGUGGCUGAGGGCGAAUUGCCAUUCAAAGUCCUCAGCGGCUCCCCAGGCUACAUUAAUUUAUUAGAUGCUCUUAAUUCUUACGCGCUCGUAAAGGAGCUUCAAGAGGCUUUGGACCUCCCUGCUGCCGCUUCCUUCAAACAUGUCUCCCCUGCUGGUGCAGCUGUGGGUUUGGAACUUGACGAAACCGAGAAGCACGUAUACGGCGUCGAAGAUCUCAAAGAGCCCCUGACGCCUUUAGCAUGUGCAUACGCUCGCGCUCGAGGUGCCGAUCGCAUGUCAUCGUUCGGAGACUUCAUUGCGCUCUCCGCCCCAUGUGACCUUGCCACAGCACGCAUCAUCUCCAGGGAAGUAUCCGACGGUAUCAUUGCGCCAGGCUACAGCCCCGAGGCGCUGGAAGUUUUAAAAAAGAAAAAGGCAGGAAAGUACUGCGUCCUAGAGAUGGACCCGUCGUACAAGCCCUCAGAUGUCGAGACGCGCCAAGUAUAUGGCGUCAGCCUCCAGCAACGCCGAAACGACGUCAAAAUUGACGCCAAGCUCUUCGAAAACCUCGUCACCAAGAACAAAGCCGUCCCAACGCAAGCGCUGACGGACCUCAUUGUCGCGACCCUCGCGGUGAAGUACACGCAGUCUAACAGCGUCUCGUACGCCAAAAAUGGCUCUAUAAUCGGCUUGGGCGCCGGACAGCAGUCGCGCAUCCACUGCACGCGGCUUGCAGGAUCCAAAGCGGAUAACUGGUGGUUACGACACCACCCGCGCGUCCUCGCACUGCCAUUCAAAAAGGGCGUUAAGCGCGCCGAGAAAGCGAACGCGAUCGACCUCUUUGUGAGCGGGGAGGUACUCGAGGGCGGCGAGCGUGCACAGUGGGAGGGACAAUUCGAGGAGGUGCCCGCGCCGCUCAGCCAGUCGGAGAAGAAGGAAUGGGCUGAGAAGUUGGAUGAGGUUGCUUGUUCGAGUGAUGCGUUUUUCCCAUUUGCGGAUAACGUGCACCGGGCUAGGAAGAGCGGAGUGAGAUACCUCGCUGCGCCUAGCGGAAGUGUGAUGGACGAAGAGUGUAUCAAGGCCGCGGAUGAGCACGAGAUGGUGUUUGCGCACACCUCUCUCAGGCUCUUCCACCACUGA
This is a messenger RNA of Suillus bovinus, 1788 nucleotides long. RefSeq names its product bifunctional purine biosynthesis protein ade10. Gene Ontology annotation, molecular function: IMP cyclohydrolase activity; phosphoribosylaminoimidazolecarboxamide formyltransferase activity. Gene Ontology annotation, biological process: 'de novo' IMP biosynthetic process. Bases 1 to 1788 code for a protein of 595 amino acids. The record is from RefSeq and is a predicted model, not a curated record. Lineage: Eukaryota; Fungi; Basidiomycota; Agaricomycetes; Boletales; Suillaceae. Gene Ontology annotation, cellular component: cytosol. The transcript has 8 exons.